Molecule: messenger RNA, 1008 nt
Organism: Effrenium voratum
Lineage: Eukaryota; Dinophyceae; Suessiales; Symbiodiniaceae
Source: the annotation of a GenBank genome assembly
CACACACACACACACACACAAAACCAGCGAUGGACGCGGCUCUUUCCGUAAUAUUCGGCCUCCACUCAGUGACAUCAGUGUCGCUGACUCUGCUCAACAAGCAGCUCACGGCUGAGAUCCCAUUCCCAUGGACGAUAGUCUUACUGCAAUGCCUUGCGAGCGUGCCGGUUACCUUGCUGGCCAAUGUUCAGUUCAGGCAGAUAAAGGCUAUCAAAUUAUCUCACUUCCCCGGAGCUAUGCUCAUUUCAACUUUGUUUGUCCUGUGUUUGACUAGUAGCUUAGUGGGGCUCAGCCGAGUCCAUAUCCCGAUGGUAGUGGUUGGCAAGAACCUAGGUCCGUUCUGCACCGCCUUGCUGGAGGCCCUGAUCUUGAAGGCGCCUCUCAACCCUCGAACGUUGGGCUCGCUGUUGCUCGGAGUGGUGGGCAGCACUUUCUAUGCUAUGGGGGAUGCAAAUUCAGAUGCUAGAGGUGUGGGCCUUGUGGGUCUCAACGCCCUUUUGGUGGCGCUGACCUCGGUCUCUGAGAAGCACGUGGUGCGGACGCUGGAUCAAGCGGCACUGGGCUUCAGCCUCUACCGAAAUAUCUUGGCAAUUCCCCUGCUGUUGGCCACAAUUUGCGCUGGCAUGGAGGACAUCAGUGAUGCAGCACUUGCAUUCCAAACUGCGAGCAGUUCUUGCUGGGUCGUUUUUGCAGCCUCAACGAUUUUUAGCUCUGCAGCUGGAUUGUUGGUCUUCACCCUCCAGGGCCGCGUCAGCGCGACGACUACUCAAAUUGCAAGCCUAUGCUACAAGCUGGCCACAACAGUGUUAUCCUUGGUGGUCUUCCCAAAGGCCCGAAAAGACUUGGGCUGGAUGGCCGUCGUAGGUUAUGGGCUGUCCACGGUGAGUGUGGCCUUAUAUGCGUUUCUUCCAUCUCCAAACUCCACGAAGCGGGUGGCUGACAAAGAUCCAGAUUCCAAGACAUGAUGCUUCCAAAGACGAGGCUGAAGAGCGCAACGUGUGCAGGACA